GAAGUGAUUGUGUGAAUGAGGUAUAAGAAGUUCAACCACAUUUUGAGCAACCUUGGAGAGAGCGAAGGAGGUAUUGAUAAGUUUUCCAGAGGCUAUGAGUCAUUCGGCGUUCACAGAUGUGCUGAUGGCGGCUUGUACUGCAAAGAAUGGGCCCCGGGAGCAGAAGGCGUGUUUCUUACUGGAGAGUUCAGUGGCUGGAACCCGUUUUCAUAUCCUUAUAAAAAACUGGAUUAUGGAAAAUGGGAGCUGUAUAUCCCACCAAAACAGAAUAAAUUUGUCAUGGUACCACAUGGAUCUAAGUUAAAGGUAGUUAUUACUAGUAAAAGUGGAGAGAUCUUGUACCGUAUUUCACCAUGGGCGAAGUAUGUGGUUCGUGAAGGUAGUAAUGUGAAUUAUGAUUGGAUACACUGGGAUCCCGAACACCCAUAUAAAUUUAAGCAUUCCAGACCAAAGAAGCCAAGAAGCCUGAGAAUUUAUGAAUCUCAUGUGGGAAUUUCUUCCCAUGAAGGAAAAAUAGCCUCUUACAAACAUUUUACAUGCAAUGUACUACCAAGAAUCAAAGACCUUGGAUACAACUGCAUUCAGUUGAUGGCCGUCAUGGAGCAUGCUUACUAUGCCAGCUUUGGGUACCAAGUCACAAGCUUUUUUGCAGCAUCAAGUCGCUAUGGAACCCCUGAAGAACUAAAAGAACUUGUUGACACAGCUCAUUCACUGGGUAUCACAGUCCUCUUAGAUGUGGUACACAGUCAUGCUUCCAAAAAUGCAGAGGACGGAUUGAAUAUGUUUGAUGGGACCGAUUCCUGUUAUUUCCAUUCUGGUCCUAGAGGGACUCAUGAGCUUUGGGAUAGUAAACUGUUUGCCUACUCCAGGUUGCUACUUAAAGAAUUUAAGGAUGAAGAUUGGAACAUGGGCAAUGUGGUAUAUACUCUGACAAAUAGACGCCAUCUUGAAAAGUGUAUUGCUUAUGCAGAGAGCCAUGACCAGGCGCUGGUUGGUGAUAAGACAUUGGCAUUUUGGCUGAUGGAUGCUGAAAUGUACACAAACAUGAGUGUCCUAGCUCCUUUUACUCCAGUUAUUGAUCGCGGAAUACAGCUUCAUAAAAUGAUUCGCCUCAUUACUCAUGCGCUUGGUGGAGAAGGCUAUCUCAAUUUCAUGGGUAAUGAAUUUGGGCACCCCGAAUGGUUAGACUUCCCAAGAAAAGGAAACAACGAGAGCUACCAUUACGCCAGAAGGCAGUUUCAUUUAACUGAUGAUGACCUUCUUCGAUAUAAACUCCUAAAUAACUUUGACAGGGAUAUGAAUAGAUUGGAGGAAAGAUGCGGCUGGCUAUCAGCCCCACAGGCCUAUGUAAGUGAAAAACAUGAAGACAAUAAGAUCAUCGCUUUUGAGAGAGCAAAUCUUCUUUUUAUUUUCAACUUCCAUCCAAGCAAGAGCUUCACUGAUUACAGAGUUGGAACAGCAUUGCCAGGAAAAUUCAAAAUUGUGCUAGACUCGGAUGCAGCAGAGUACGGAGGUCACCAGAGGCUGGACCACAGUACAGAGUUCUUUUCUGAGCCCUUUGAGCAUAAUGGGCGUCACUAUUCUCUUUUGGUGUACAUUCCAAGCCGCGUGGCUCUCAUCCUGCAGAAUGUGGACCUGCCAAGCUGAAGAGAACUGAUUUCUCCCCUCUACAUGCAGAUUGGAGUUUUCUUUGCUGGCUUGAAUUGUCACAGAGUUUAUAACAUGUAAGCAGGUACCUAGCCAAAGUGUCCGACUGAAAUUCAACAUUGUACAUGCAACGGUAUCAAGCUUUUCUUUAAGUAGUGAAAAUGGUAUGUUUAAAUUUGGCGCAUCUAUUUUCCCAAGCCAUCUGAGCAGCUAGCGUUUUCAAAUCAAACGUAUGUCUUAAAAACAUUUUACUUUCCUAUGUAGUCACUUAAUCCUUUUAAUUUCAAAUUUGAAUUAUGUGUCAUACAUAAUUAUGUCUGUUGAAUGUAUAGUGCAUUUUCAGGGUGGAUAGUGGAUGGCCUUAUUUGUAUCUGUUUGUCUAAAUUAUAAGUUGCCAAAUUUCUCUGUUUCAUUCAAAUUGUGUUUAGAAAUAUUGUAUUAAAUAUAUAGCAGACAUAAUGUAAAAUUUAGAAUUGUAUCAAAGGUAACAAAGUCUGUGUCUGAACUUAUCUAUGCUUCAUUUUGCAUUAAGGCUUUAUCUUAUGAUCUUCUCAUAUACUAUUUUGGAAGAUGGCAAUGUAUCAGUUCUCUGAAGACUUGGAGUAGUAAUUAUAGCAUAUCAAGCUGUCUUUUGCUUUCAAUCAAUUAAAAAAAAACUU
Octodon degus (degu) is the source of this 2306-nucleotide messenger RNA. Its product is annotated as 1,4-alpha-glucan-branching enzyme. Gene Ontology annotation, cellular component: cytoplasm. Gene Ontology annotation, biological process: glycogen biosynthetic process. Gene Ontology annotation, molecular function: 1,4-alpha-glucan branching enzyme activity; cation binding; hydrolase activity, hydrolyzing O-glycosyl compounds. Bases 16 to 1647 code for a protein of 543 amino acids. The record is from RefSeq and is a predicted model, not a curated record. NCBI's taxonomy places the organism in Eukaryota, Metazoa, Chordata, Mammalia, Rodentia, Octodontidae. The transcript has 13 exons.